This is a messenger RNA of Erythranthe guttata (spotted monkey flower), 2320 nucleotides long. The record is from RefSeq and is a predicted model, not a curated record. NCBI's taxonomy places the organism in Eukaryota, Viridiplantae, Streptophyta, Magnoliopsida, Lamiales, Phrymaceae.
AUUAUUAAUACAACAAACCAAAUUCAAUAAACUAUGAACCUCCUCGAGCUCGAUUCGUUGUUCGACUCGAUUAAAGCCGGUUCGAAAUCUACUCUAUUGUUGUAUUGUUUAUCAAUUUAAGCUCAAACACAAUUUUAAAAUUCUUUCCAAAUGCAAACAAAUUAGACUAAAUUACGAGCCUUUUUUCCACUUUAUUUCAUCAUUUGUAUGUAUUCUGCUCCUAAAACCCCCUCCUCUCUGUCUCUCUCUCUCACACACACACACAAACACGGAGGAGCUCGUUUAAUUUUUCCAUGAAAAUAAAAUUAAUAUAAUAUUCCAAAAAUUGACAAUAAGAGGAAUUAAUUUCCCAAAUCGGAGUUGAUGGCUACUUCAUCAAGUUCCAGUCACAGGCAACACUCCAAACCCGGUGAAUUACCCGAUCCGGAUAUUCCAUCAACAUCUUAUUCAUCAUCGUCAGCAUCUUCUCCUCCGAAUCCGAACAGGAAAAAAUGGUCGAAUUUUCUACCGAUUCUGGUUGGUUUGGUGGUGAUUGGAGAGAUCGCCUUUCUCGGCCGCCUCGACAUGGUUAAAAACGUUGACCUAGUCAACUCAUGGGCCGACUCGUUCUACCGCUUCACUCAGACGACGACAACAAAAACGGCGUCGUCUUCCUGGUCGAACCAGAUAGCUGGGUCGGGACACGACCCGGUACCCGACCACGAGGACAGCUGCGAAGCUUGGUCGGAGAAGGAGGACAAUUUGGAUUACAGCUGAGUUUUCAACAUUAUUGAUUACCCUUUUUAUGAUUAAGGGGAAAAGGACUGGAAAACAUGUGCUGUUGGAUGUAAGUUUGGGUUUGAAGGUGGUAAGAAGCUCGAUGCUGGAUUCGGGAUUCCUCAGAAAUCUGGCACUGCUAGUGUGCUUAGGUCAAUGGAGUCGGCUACAUAUUAUGCCGAGAAUAAUAUUGACAUGGCAAGACGAAAGGGAUAUGAUGUUGUUAUGACAACAAGCCUUUCGUCAGAUGUGCCGGUCGGGUAUUUCUCUUGGGCUGAAUAUGACAUAAUGGCUCCAGUUAAACCAAAGACCGAAAGUGCUCUUGCUGCUGCCUUCAUUUCUAAUUGUGGUGCCAGAAAUUUCCGAUUGCAAGCAUUGAUUGCUCUUGAGAAUGCAAACAUUAAAAUCGAUUCUUAUGGGGGUUGCCACCGAAACCACGAUGGAAGAGUGGACAAAGUGGAAACACUGAAGCGGUACAAAUUUAGCUUGGCUUUUGAGAACUCCAACGAGGAGGACUAUGUUACCGAGAAGUUUUUCCAGUCUCUUGUAGCCGGUAGUGUUCCAGUUGUAAUUGGGGCCCCUAAUAUAAUGGAUUUUGCACCUUCUCCUAGUUCAGUUUUGCAUAUCAAAGAGGUCACAGAUGCCGAUUCUAUUGCCAAUAGGAUGAAGUAUCUAUCUGAAAAUCCGAGUGCAUACAAUGAAUCAUUAAGGUGGAAGUUUGAUGGGCCGUCGGAUUCUUUCAAGGCACUUGUUGAUAUGGCUGCAGUACACUCGUCAUGCCGUUUGUGCAUUUACUUGGCAACCAAGAUCCAGGACAAAGAUGAAGAAAGUCCAGAAUUUCGAAAACGCCCCUGCAAGUGUACCAGUGGCUCGAAUACCGUGUAUCAUAUAUAUGUAAGAGAAAGAGGGAGGUUUGACAUGGAAUCCAUUUUCUUAAGGUCGGACAAUUUAACCCUGGAGGCAUUAUCUUCUGCUGUUUUAUCGAAGUUUAAGUCUCUGAAACACGUACCCGUUUGGAAAUCAGAGAGGCCCGAAAGUAUAAGGGGAGGAGACGAGCUCAAAGUUUACAGAAUAUACCCCGUUGGAAUGACAGAGAGACAAGCACUAUAUACAUUUAGGUUCAAAGGAGAUUCCGAUUUCACUACCCACAUAGAGAGUCACCCAUGUGCCAAAUUGGAAGUCAUAUUCGUAUAAAUGAUUGAAGUUCCGGAAUCUUCUUCUUGGCUGCUGCAUUUGGAAAUUGUAGAAGGAAUCUCUCGAAGCUAGGGGUGAGUUUACUAAAACUCUUCCCUUUAUUCUCCUAAUUGCUUUUGCUUAACGAUGUAUUGAUUAGUUUUCACACGAAAAAAAAGGACGAGAUUAUUACUUUUUUUUUUAAUCUUAGUUUUGUCAUCAGUUUCGAUACUUGUUGUUUAAGACAUACGGUGCUAUUUGAGGGAAAACCAUGACAGUGCAGUCUAUUUAGUUGACCAUGCAAAAUGAUAGAAGGUCCUUUUCUUCGGAACACUUUGAUAUUUUGUUCAGAUAAUUUGUUUGAUCUUAAUUAAAUUUAUCGACCACUUUG